Messenger RNA from Trichoderma aggressivum f. europaeum, 387 nucleotides. RefSeq lists its product as uncharacterized. The coding region runs from base 1 to 387 and encodes 128 amino acids. The transcript has 3 exons. Gene Ontology annotation, cellular component: mitochondrial intermembrane space; mitochondrion. Gene Ontology annotation, biological process: succinate metabolic process; mitochondrial respiratory chain complex II assembly. Lineage: Eukaryota; Fungi; Ascomycota; Sordariomycetes; Hypocreales; Hypocreaceae. The record is from RefSeq and is a predicted model, not a curated record.
AUGCGCCAGUCCCUCGCCAAGCUGGCAUCGGCCUCGGCCAUGCAAAACGGCCUGCGGCCCAAGCCAAUGGCCCUCCUGCCUCCCAUCCCGCUGUACCGACGGCUUCUGCGCGCCCACAGGAAAUUCCUGCCCACGGAAAUGCGGCUUCUCGGAGACGAGUAUGUCAAGGCCGAGUUUCGAGCCCAUCGGAAGGUGGACAAUCCUGCGCACUUGAUUGGCUUCCUUUCGGAAUGGCAGAUGUAUGCUCAGCAGAUUGAAGGCGAAUCCUGGGUGGGUGAGAAGAUUGAUCAGGGGAAAUUGCAGAAGAUGAGCGACGAGCAAAUCCAACAGUUGUAUGACUUGAUGCAGGCCAUUCAAAAGCAUCACAACGGAGAAGAUGUUGAAUGA